Melampsora larici-populina 98AG31 is the source of this 1485-nucleotide messenger RNA. RefSeq lists its product as uncharacterized. The record is from RefSeq and is a predicted model, not a curated record. Bases 1 to 1485 code for a protein of 494 amino acids. Gene Ontology annotation, molecular function: alpha-(1->6)-fucosyltransferase activity. The transcript has 6 exons. Gene Ontology annotation, biological process: protein N-linked glycosylation. NCBI's taxonomy places the organism in Eukaryota, Fungi, Basidiomycota, Pucciniomycetes, Pucciniales, Melampsoraceae.
AUGCCAAUGGAACCUUUACGUCCUAUGCCAAUGUUCAAGCCUGUUGAAAGUUUGAGACUUUCAAAAUUCGGGCCAACUUUACAACAUAUGCAGAUCAAAGGGGAGAAGUACAAAACUUGGCUCAUUACUGCUUGUGUGGUGGUCUUAAUAUUCUCAUAUCGGUUGUUUUUGCCGUCAUCCAAAGAUGAAAAUCUGACAGGAGCAUUCCAAAGAACACGGAUAACCCACAUGGCUAGCAUUGGCAAGAAACCUAUAGAGGAGCUUCCGUCAUGCGGCAAAACAAUGCUUUACUUAUUUGCAGGUGCCUCCGGACUUGGCUCUGAAUUAUCUCUCUAUACCGAAGCAGCUGCAGUGGCGACCUGGCUCAAUUAUACGAUGCUCGUGGAUGAUACAAGAUGGAAUUAUGGGAGGCUGAGCGAUUAUUUUGAUAUUCCUCCACUUAAAUGUCGACCCCCUUCAAACUGGAGAGAGAUGCCACGUACACUUUUCUCAAACCUUGGUAAGAAGGAGUCUGACCACGUCUGGCUAGACCGUGAACAUCCAGAUGGGUACACUAGUCAUGUUUUGCAACAGGUUGACUCUCGCGCCAUAGACACUCACGCUGUUUGGAACAUGAUCAAUCAUCGAGAGCAGAGGACUAUCCUACCCGCUGAACAAAAUCUACAUUACUCAGUGAAGCCAAUCUUCGACGCUAAAUCAGACGCUUUUAGACAUAUAUGGAAACCAAACCAAAUGAUCUUGGACGAAGUGAUGAAAUUGAAGGUUGAGCUCAAUGACAAGCUGCUUGCGCUUCAAAACAAGACGUCACAUCGCACUUCAACAGCUGACUUUGAUCUAGAUUCACCAAUGGCCAGAAAGGUGAUCUCUAUACAAUUUAGACUGGGAGACAAGAUAGAUGAGAACAUGGGUUGGAAAACUGCUGGACUUUCUGGCGUGAAAUCCGCUCAAUCCAAUCCCCGACCCUAUCUUGAGAUAGCUAAAUCAUAUGUGCCCGACUGGAAGACAUCCAAAGAGCUGCCAGCUUUAUUCAUUCUCUCAGAUGAUCCCGAAGCGGCCCUGAAGAAGUUUGAAGAACACCAAUCAUUCUAUCCCGCCUCACAACGAUUUCCACUCAUAGUCUCACCCAAAGGCAUCUCUAUCGCUGAGCACGGUCAUCUUCAGUCAUCAUUCAACACUGCCCCGUUGGAGGUCAGGAAGACGCUCGCCGUCGCAUUGAUCCGUGACAUCACAUUUGCUGUCGACAAUUCCGAGUCAAUCGUCUGUAGUUCAUCUAGCAACCUCUGUAACACGAUGUUUCACCUACGCGGUCCUCAAGAUCUCAUUGGAUCUGCAGGAUCGUGCAGAAGUGUAGAUAUACGCUGGCACCCUACUGGGAUCGCACAUUCAUUCAACAAUCUUAGUCUUGAUGCAGUUAAGGAUCGGGAGAAAAUCUUAGCCAUGAUGCCACGUUUGGCUACUGAUCCCAAAAACUACAUUGAGCUCUAG